GCUCUUCCUCAUCUGAUUACGGUACAAAAAUAAAUUCCCCAUUACAUCUCAACAUUGCGGUAGUUAUACCUACUAAUUCUACUGUAUCUAUUAAUUCUACUGACGAUAUCAAUGGAGAUUGAAAAACAAUCAGCGGUGAUUGAGCACAAGUCCUAUGCCAGAGUUGGACUGCUUGGAAACCCUAGUGAUGUUUAUUUUGGAAAUACAAUCUCUUUUAGCCUCGGCAAUUUUUGGGCUUCAGUUCGUCUAGAGCCUUCUACAGAUCUCGUCAUUGUUCCUCACCCUUCUCACGAUCUUGUUCAAUUCAAUUCAGUUUCUCAUCUGGUGAACAGAUUGCAGAAUGAGGGGUACUAUGGAGGAGUGCGUUUACUUAUGGCUAUUUGUAAAAUAUUUCACAAGUAUUGCAAGGAGAACAAUGUUACCUUACAUGAUGGAAAUUUCACUCUCUCGUAUGAAACUAACAUUCCCCGCCAGACAGGGCUUUCAGGUUCCAGUGCAAUUGUUAGUGCUGCACUGAGUUGCCUUCUUGACUUUUACAAAGUCAGACAUCUAAUCAAAGUUGAGGUAAGGCCGAACCUUGUCCUUAAUGCAGAGAAGGAACUUGGAAUUGUUGCGGGUCUUCAAGAUAGAGUGGCACAGGUGUACGGAGGCCUUGUAUACAUGGAUUUUGGCAAAAAUCACAUGGAUGAAUUGGGUCAUGGUAUAUAUACACCCAUGGAUGUUGAUCUUCUCCCACCUCUUUAUCUGAUCUAUGCAGAAAAUCCCAGUGAUUCUGGAAAGGUACAUAGUACAGUUCGUCAGAGAUGGUUAGACGGUGAUGAAUUCAUAAGAUCAACCAUGGAAGAGGUUGCAAACAUAGCUGUGGAGGGACGGAAAACACUUCUUGAGAAGGACUACAUUAAGUUGGCGGCCCUCAUGAAUCAUAAUUUUGACCUGAGACGGCGUAUGUUUGGAGAUGAUGCCCUUGGAACUAUGAAUAUAGAGAUGGUUGAAAUUGCUCGAAGGAUAGGUGCUGCUUCCAAGUUCACCGGAAGUGGUGGGGCUGUGGUUGUGUUCUGUCCGGAUGGACCUUCACAAGUGAAGCAGUUGGAGGACGCAUGCCACAGUGCUGGUUUCACUUUCCAGCCAAUUAAAGUGAUGCCUUCAUUUCUAAGCGAAGUUGAUCUUCAAACUCUGGGAUCAAAUUGAAAACCAUGACCUGCUUGCCAAAUAUGGAGCCCUCUAUAUUCUUUAUUCCUUUCACCUUUUAUUGGUCUAUGCUAAGCUUAUCGGGAAGUAUGUACCAUUACCCUUUGUUAUUUUAUUUGUUCUGAGUAAUGAUCAUGAGAAUUAAACAUCUCUUCAUGCAACUUGAGCAGUCAAAUCCUUUAAAAAAAAUAUUGAUCUCAA
Nicotiana attenuata is the source of this 1389-nucleotide messenger RNA. RefSeq names its product glucuronokinase 1-like. The record is from RefSeq and is a predicted model, not a curated record. The transcript has 6 exons. NCBI's taxonomy places the organism in Eukaryota, Viridiplantae, Streptophyta, Magnoliopsida, Solanales, Solanaceae. Gene Ontology annotation, molecular function: ATP binding. The coding region runs from base 112 to 1188 and encodes 358 amino acids.